AUGAGUAUUAUAUUACCUAUUGUGUCUGCAGUAGGAUUUCUUGCUUCAAUAGUUGCAUUUGGUAUAAGCGUGGAUUUAAAAAUACAAUUGGGAUCGAUGUCCUUAGACAUUAGUCGAACAGCAUUCUUCAGAACAAGGGAAAUCUAUGCUUCCUAGAUUCCGUACUUGGAAGCAGUUGCGUUCUCUAUAUUUCUAUUUAUAGUCAUCGUAAGAGUUAUAGAAUACUUUAAAAUUGACUACAAGAUGGUAACAAGUAUGAAUGAUGAUGAACCUGAAAUCUAUUAUUUAACAAGGGCUAAAUUAUAAUAAGCAUUGGAAUGGAGUAAUAUAGCUGUGACUUAAGCGUUUAUCAUUUUGACUUUAGUAUGA
Paramecium tetraurelia is the source of this 369-nucleotide messenger RNA. RefSeq lists its product as uncharacterized. The record is from RefSeq and is a predicted model, not a curated record. NCBI's taxonomy places the organism in Eukaryota, Ciliophora, Oligohymenophorea, Peniculida, Parameciidae. The transcript has 4 exons.